Messenger RNA from Astyanax mexicanus (Mexican tetra), 9526 nucleotides. RefSeq names its product membrane metallo-endopeptidase-like 1 (gene mmel1). Gene Ontology annotation, molecular function: metalloendopeptidase activity. NCBI's taxonomy places the organism in Eukaryota, Metazoa, Chordata, Actinopteri, Characiformes, Acestrorhamphidae. Gene Ontology annotation, biological process: protein processing. Gene Ontology annotation, cellular component: plasma membrane. The transcript has 25 exons. The record is from RefSeq and is a predicted model, not a curated record. Bases 191 to 2488 code for a protein of 765 amino acids.
CACUUUCCUCCCUCCCUCAGAGGCAUAACGGAACAGACAGUCCCUCUGGCAUCCAGCCGUCUGCACGCUGCUUCAUUUCUGCACACACCAGCUCCGGGCGAGAGCCUAGAAGGGGUGUUGGAGAAAUUGAAAGGCGUCCAGAGAGGGCCUCCAGGGAACGGCUCCAUCACAGAAGAGAGAUCACCACAGAAUGGGAAAAUCUGAGAGCCAAAUGGAUAUCAUGGAGAAGACAACUAAACCCAGGAAGCACCGCUGGACCGUAGUGGAGAUCGGCUUGUCCAUUAUCUUGCUGCUGAUGAGCUGUGCUCUGGCUGGACUGGUCGUGCUCUAUGCUUCUUCACUGAAGGAAUACUCCUUUAGAAAUGGACAUUCAAAAGGGCUACAGUAUCACGUUGCCCCUGACAGCAGUGUGUGCACGACCCCUGACUGCGUUACUGCAGCUGCAAGGCUGCUGCAGAACAUGGACCCCAGCGUUGACCCAUGCCAGAACUUUUACCAGUACGCCUGUGGAGGAUGGCUGGAGCGGCAUGUCAUCCCCGAGACCAGCUCGCUUCACAGCGUCUUCAACAUCCUGAGGGACGAGCUGGAAAUUGUGUUAAAGGGGAUUCUGGAAACGGAGAGUGAGCGUGACCGUCAGGCUUUUAAGAAGGCUAAAAUGCUCUACAGAUCCUGUAUGAAUGAGAGUGUAAUCGAGCAGCGCGACUCUCAGCCCCUCCUGAAGCUCAUUGACAGUAUUGGCGACUGGCCCGUGGCCUCGGAGGACUGGAACAGCACAGCAGAGGAAACCUGGAGGCUGGAUGAAACCCUGGCGACCUUAAAUGCUCACUACAACAAGAAGGUUUUGCUGGAAAUGUUUGUGUGGCCUGACGAUCGAGACUCUAGUCGUCACAUCAUUCACAUUGACCAGCCAUCACUUGGAAUGCCCUCCAGAGAUUAUUACCUCAAUGAUGGAAACUACAAAAAGGUGCGUGAGGCCUACCUGCAGUUCAUGGUUUCCAUGGCGAAAAUAGCGCGGGAGGACAGGAACCUGACCCAAGACGAUGAGCAUGUGUGGGAUGAAGUGAAGCAAGUGAUGGAGCUGGAGAGAGAGAUAGCUAAUGCCACAUCUCCAGCUGAGGAGCGCAACGACAUCACUGUCCUGUACAACAAGAUGACCCUGCGAGAACUGCAGGACACCUUUGGUCUUGAUGGUUUUAACUGGACCCGCUACAUUCAGGGCAUCAUGGAAAGCGUUUCCAUCGUAGUGAACCCAGAGGAACCCAUCGUGGUGUACUGUUCACCAUACCUGGACAAGCUCAACAAUAUACUGCCUCGAUAUGACCGCAGGACUGUGCAGAACUACUUGGUGUGGAUGCUCCUGAUGGAAAGGGUCAGCAGCCUGAGCCGGCGCUUUAAAGAUGUGCGAGCUCACUACAGAAAGGCUUUACACGGCACCACCGUAGAGGAAGCUCGCUGGCGGGACUGCGUUCGUUACGUCCAGAGCAAUAUGGAGAAUGCAGUGGGGGCUUUGUAUGUGCGGGAGACCUUCGCUGGAGAGAGCAAGCGCAUGGUUGGUGAGCUGAUCCGAAAGAUUCAGGAGGCUUUUGUGGAAACAGUGGAAGAGCUGAACUGGAUGGAUGAUCAGUCCAAGGAGAAAGCCAGAGAGAAGGCUAUGGCUAUUUCAGAGCAGAUCGGCUACCCAGACUAUAUCCUGCAAGAGGAAACUCAGAAGCUGGAUCAGGAGUACACCCAUUUAAAUUUCAGUGAGGAGAGCUACUUCGAGAAUAUUCUGCAGAACCUUCAAGCUACUGCUCAGAAAGGUCACAAGAAGCUGCGGGAACCUGUGGACCCGGACUUGUGGAUCAUCGGUGCAGCUGUGGUCAAUGCGUUCUACUCUCACAACAGAAACCAGAUAGUGUUUCCUGCUGGGAUUCUGCAGCCUCCUUUCUUCAGCGAAAAGCAGCUCCAGGCACUAAACUUCGGAGGCAUCGGGAUGGUGAUAGGACACGAAAUCACUCACGGCUUUGAUGACCACGGACGGAAUUUUGACAAAGACGGGAACAUGUACAACUGGUGGAGCAACUAUUCUACUGAACACUUCGAGGAGCAGUCGAAAUGCAUGGUGCAACAGUAUGGCAAAUUCACCUGGAAGCUUGCAGGAGGUCAAAAUGUUAGUGGCAUUACCACUUUGGGGGAGAACAUUGCUGAUAAUGGAGGAGUUCGGCAAGCGUAUAAGGCAUACAUGAAGUGGAUAGAAAGGGAAGGCGAGGAGUCUUAUCUUCCAGGUUUGGACCUGGACCAUAAGCAGCUCUUCUUCCUCAACUUUGCCCAGGUAUGGUGCGGAGCCUGUCGCCCUGAAUACGCCAUCCAGUCCAUUAAAACAGACCCUCACAGCCCUCUGGAGUACAGGGUGCUGGGGUCCCUGCAGAACUUUGAAGCGUUUUCCGAGGCCUUCCACUGCCAGAGAGGAGCUCCCAUGAAUCCGGAGGAGAAAUGCAGAGUGUGGUAGCUUGUGUCGUAUUUAGCGAAUGGUUUGCUUUCUUCACCAAGGCAGUAGCUGGGAAAUUCCUGACCUUUAAUGUUGUGUACGACUGGCGAUGAGCUGCCUUAUUGUUUUGUCUCUUGAGAGAGAGACAGAGAUUAUUAUGGCUACCUAGUUUUACAGGCAGGUACACACAGACAAGAGACACACAGACACCCCCCCCUUUAGAGGAGUUUAGCGGAGUUUAGCGGAGUUAAGAGGAGAUUAGCGGGUGUUUAAUUCACACUUUAUCACCUACCUAAGUGCAGUGUGCUCACAGUGAAGGUGGCAGUGUGAAAAGUGUGUUAUCACUUACAGUACGAAGUUGGUUUCUGAAGGUCUGGGAAAUGUGUUUGGGGAAAUUUAUCACACUGAAUUAAUUACAACAUCUGAAGCUGUUGAUGAUAUACAUAAUAUUAGUCACGAUAAAGAUCAGACAGAUUUAUUUUUAAAGAUUAUGUAAAUAGAUAAAUGCUGAAUGCUGGCUUUGACUGUGGACCUUUUGACGAGACCUUCAGAAAACGUUACGCAUUUUACGAAAUCCUUCUGCCAUCCAAAAAACAGGCUUUGAAGCCCACACAGUUUUUAAAUCCUAGCGAAUGUAUUGUGUCUCUUUUGGCAUGGAGCAGCUUUUAAAAAGGAUGUUGAGGUAGAAUAAAAUAUAAAAAGAAAAAGAAAAUAUAUGUUUGGUGGCAUCUUUUAUCAUAGGAAUAAAAUACAUUAUUUUAAAUUGAUAAAUAAAUGAUUAUAUAUGAAAAAAAAAUUAUAGAUAGAUACAGAGAUACAGAUUAGAUCUAUUUAAUAUGAAAAAUAUGAUCUGUAAAUGUAAGCUGUGUACCUCCAUCAGCAAUUGGAGCAAUUACCUGAAGACUUUAAGACUGUUAAAAAUAAUAUAAAAAAAUCUAUAUGUUUUUUUUAGAAGUUUUGCAGUAGGGAUAUUGUAAUGUGAAUAAUGUUCCUUCAUCUUUGAUGUAGUAGACAUGAUUUUACUGUUGGACAUAAGAUGCUGAUGUUUACGUACAUACAAUCAAGUUUUAUAUAUAUAUAAAUAUAUAUAUAGCUGAGCACCUCAAUAUAAAGGUUUCUUUCUGUAGCAGUUUAACAUGGCAUACACUUUAAACACAUGCAAAGACUUGCAGUUGUUGUAUGCUGUGCCUCUUUAGAGAGAAUCAGACUGAAGGCCUCUUGAAAAAACAUUAAAAAAGCUAGUUUGGUUUUGCCCCGCUGCUGUCAUAUUAGAGCAAUUCUGUAAAUAAUAAGCUGAAACGUGUCCACAGCUACUUCUACUACUGCUAAAACCCACAUAACAUGUGCCCCCAAAUGUCAGCUUCAGACAUGGAAGAGAAAAUGAUCUUAAUUUUCAGGUUAUUGUGAAAAAAAUAAUUAAAACGACUCCCAAGAUAAAACCUAAGCAAAAUACCAAUAAUUGUCAGAGCAGCCCAAACCAAACUAAUCAAAUUUUGGCUAUGUUCCCACAACAACACUAUACUAUAUUACUAUUUUAUGCGAUAUGCAGAUAUACAGGUGCAACUUAAAAAUAGAACAUUAUUAAAAGUUACUUUAUUACUGUAAUUCAAAAUGUAAAACUCAUAUAAUAUAUAGAUGUAUAACACACAGAGUGAUCUAUUUUAAGUGUUUAUUUAUUUUAUUGUUGAUAAUUAUGGCUUACAGCCAAUGAAAACACAUAAAAUUUGUACUUUUGGCAGUGUGGGCAGCGUGCCAAAUCCUGCUGGAAAAUGAAAUCCGCAUCUCCAUAAAAUUUGUCAGCAGAGGGAAGCAUGAAGUGCUUUAAGAGACUGUGUGUCUCUCCACUCCUCCUCCAGACUCUGCUCCCUUGAUUUACAAAUAAAAUGUAAAAUUUACUGAUGAUCAGUGAUGGUUUGGAGAGGCAUGUCUGUCAUCUGCUGGUGUUGAUCCACUGUGUUUUAUUAUCAAGUCUAAAGUCAGUGCAGUUUUGUUUUCCCACAAAAUCUUACAGCACUUCAUGCUUCCCUCUGCUACUGAUAACUUUUAUAGAGAUGUGGAUUUCAUUUUCCAGCAGGACUUGGCACACUGCCCACACUGCCAAAAGCACCAAUUGGUCUUAUGUAAUAUUGUAGUUUUCUAAAACACUGAUUUUUGGGGUUUUACUGGCUGUAAGUCAUAAUCAACUGGAUUACUGAAAUAUAGUAACUUUUCAAUUAUAUUCUUUUUUUUUUUUUUAAGUCAGUGACUCUUAAGAAUUGUGUAUAUCACAGUAUAGACACUACUACAGGCCCACCAUGAAACUGUGUUUACUAGACAUUUAAUUAUUAGUAGUGUAAUUUAUCACAGAAGCAGCAGACUGUUAUCUUUGGUAAUGCCAUGCAUGUGAUUAAAAAGAAAAAAAAAAACAAAAACAAAAAAACACUUCUUGUUAGUUCACUAAACUGCUAAAGUGAGGGAACUGAGAGGGAGGUUUUAUCAGGCUUUAAGGGUGACGGGAGCGUGGGCAGCGGUAGAGCAGUGGUGGUCCUGAUCUCCUAAAUUGAUCAGGGCGGUGCGCUGUGGAGCGUAGCGGCCAAGGUGACGGUCCCCUUCCCUCUAUCUGAGACGGACACUCCACAGAGAUAACCUUCUCAUUAGGGGAAGCAGUGAGGACAGGCCAGUUCAUUAACUAGUAAUAACAUCUGAGCUAAACUCACUGUAAGGGUUCAGGGAUCAAGAGCGGAAAGAUGAAACGGAGCAGGAAUAGAGAUACAGUGGCUUGCGAAAGUAUUCAUACCCAUUGAACUUUUCCUCAUUUUGUCUGCUUACAACCACAAUCUUUACCGUAUUGGUAACACUUUACUUGGAUGGUCCAUUUUAUGGCCUUGUUGAUGCUCAACUGACAUUCAACUAACACUGAAUUGAAUGUCCAUUCAAUUUAACUUAACCCUAUAUUGAAUGUAAAUGAUUCAAAUUAGAACCUAAACCUACACAUAACCCUAACCUUAACCCUUAAUCAACCAUAAAAUCGAACCCUACACCUAACCCUAACCUUAACCUUAACCUAAGCUCAAAAUCUAACCCUAAACCCAAUCCUAAAAUAUUAAGAUAAGCGUUUGGGUUAGAGUUGAAUGUAGGAUUAUAUUCAAUAGAGAAUCAUUUACUUUCACCUUUUAGUUUAUUUGCAUUUAAUAGACAUGUAGCUGAAUGUUAGUUGAAUGUCAGUUGAGCAUCAAAGAGGCCAUCAAAUGGACCAUCCUAGUAAAGUGUUACCAAUGUAUUUUAUUGAGAUUUUAAGUGAUAGACAAACACAAAGAAUUGCAUAAGUCUGAAGUGGAACAUAAAUUUUACAUGGUUUUCAAAAUCUUUAUCAAAUAAAAAUCUGAAAAGUGUGAAAAAAGUGUGCAAAAGUAUUCAGCCCCUUUAUAUCAAUACUUAGUAGAGUCACCAUUCCCUGCUGCCACUACAGCUGUAAGUGCUUAGGGGUUUGUCUCUACCAGCUUUGUGCAAUUAAUUAAUGAGAUUUAUGGUAAUGAGCAGUGUUACUUACCCUUCCCAUAUAGCACUUUUCAUUUUCUUUUAACAAUAGAUUUCUUCUUGACACUCUUCCAUAAAGGCCAUAUAUGAGGAGCGUAUGACUUGAUAUGUAUGAUGAUAGUUGUCCUGCAUAUAUGCAGAUUCUACCACCUGAGCUCUGGAUCUCUGCAGCUCCUCCAGAGUGACCAUGGACCUUUUGGCUGCUUCUCUCACCAGUGCUCUGCUUGCUUGAUCUGUCAGUUUGGGUAGACAGCCAUGUCUUGGUAGUUUGCUGAUAUAUUAUUUAUUUUUCUAUUUUUGGAUGAUGGAUUGAAGGACACUGCUUUAAAUUUCUCCACAACUUUAUCUAUGACCUGUCUGGUGAGUUCCUUGGUCUCUUUGAUGCUGUAUGUUCACUAGUGUUCUUUAACAAACAUCUGAGGCCCUUACAGAACAGGUGUUUAAAUUUAUACUGAGACUAAAUUACACACAGCUGGACUCUAUUAACUAAUUAAGUGACUUCUGAAGGCAGUUGAUUGCACUGGAUUUUAUUUAGGGGUUUUAGAGUAAAGGGGACUGAAUACUUUUUAACAUCACACUUUUCAGAUUUUUAUUUGAUUAAAAUAAAAAUGGUGCGAUACUUUGUGUGGGUCUAUCACUUAAAAUCUCAGUAAAAAAACGUUUAAUUUGUGGUUUUAAGAUGACAAAAUGUGGAAAGGUUCAAGGGGUAUGAAUACUUUUGCAAGCCACUGUAAAUUCUGAAAGCUUAGUCCAAUCAAUGAGCAGAAAGAGGGAGACAAAUAUAUCUGGUUGCCUUGGAUAUUGAUUAUGACUGUUAUCUCUCAUCACAGAGACUCUGAUUAGUAGAAAAUAUCCAUAUCUGCCUUUGAAGCUUUUUUGAAAGCCAGUCUAUAUAGGACCAUAAUGGCGUGUACUGUUGGUAGGAGAUUCCUAGUACCAGAAAUAUAGAAGCUGAUUUAUUAAGGAUUGAUUUUAAAAUAUUAACUCACACAAUCCUUGGUUUUACUUUUAGGGUUUUUAUAUAAUGUGCACAGAAGUCGCUGAGGUGAGUAGUAGUUGUGUUCUAGAGCUUGAGCUUGAAAAUUGAGUGAGAAACAGUGAAAUAAAAUAUGCCCAGAUCAUCAAAUCUAGGUCUUAAAAAUACAAUUUAAACUCAAGGAUUUUUAAGGGAACAUCUGAUGUAAUUAAUUGAUCAUUCUGGAUUAAUAAAACUGGAUUUACGGUCAAUAUUUGAAAAAUGUUACUGGACAGGGAAACAGAAAAAGGAUGAUGUUCUAAAAUGUGUGUAAAUAUAUAGAUAUAAAUAUACACAUUACAGCCUCAAGUAUUUCUCAUGUCUAGCACAUCUUAACAUUUGUACAAAAAUUACAAUAUAUUGUAAAAAGAAAAAAAAGGGUUAAAAAAAAGUUCUCGAUUCUUAGAAAGAUAAAGAUGAGCUGAAAUGAAGAACACUCCUGUGCCAAGAACUGAUAAACUGAUACCAUCUUCUUGAAGGCCAAGGCUUGUGAAAGCAAGUCUGAAAACAGCCAAGAUUAUAGAAUAAUAUAUACUGAGAAUAUAUAUGUGAAUAAUAUAUAUAUACAGCUCUGGAAAAAAUGAAGAGAGCACUUCAGUUUCUGAAUCAGUUUCUCUGAUUUUGCUAUUUAUAGGUUUAUGUUUGAGUAAAAUGAACAUUGUUGUUUUAUUCUAUAAACUACAGACAACAUUUCUCCUAAACUCCAAAUAAAAAUAUUGUCAUUUAGAGCGUUUAUUUGCAGAAAAUCAAUAUUUGGUGGAAUAACCCUGGUUUUUAAUCAGAGUUUUCAUGCAUCUUGGCAUCAUGUUCUCCUCCACCAGUCUUACACACUGCUUUUGGAGAACUUUAUGCUGCUUUACUCCUGGUGCAAAAAUUCAAGCAGUUCAGCUUAAAGGUUUGAGGGCUUGUGAUCAUCAAUCUUCCUCUUGAUUAUAUUCUAGAGGUUUUCAAUUAGGUAAAAUCAAAGAAACUCAUCAUUUUUAAGUGCUCUUUUAUUUUUUUUUAAGAGCUGUAUAUAUGUGUUUUGCCUCUAAUGUUCCUCAUAAACGCAAAAUGAGUGAUAAUCUGCAAAUUGGCUGGAUAAACAUAAACUACUUCCAAGUCCUAAAUUUUAGAUUACAUUUGGCCACGUCCAGCUUUAGAUAUUUUAAAACUUCCAAAACAUCAGUUUUAUUCUUAAUUUUAGCUUUUUUUGUUAAUUUUUCACACUUUUUUCAGGUCUUGAGUAUUUCUCACGAACGUAAAGGGGUAGGGUGUAAGUUCCCUUGAAACCGAGCGUCUUGAAACCUGUGAAAGUGUGUUGGUCUUGUUCUCUAGCUGUUGUCUUUUGAGUGGCUUAAACAAGCUGUGAGUCAGAGCUGUGAAAAAAAAGACUGUCCCCAGUACUACCUCCCUGAACAGGAAUGAAAAAUAAUAAUUCACUCUUUUAUUAAUAAAUCAUAAUCCCAUUAUCUGAGAACGAUAAGGAACGGCGUUAGACAAUGCUUUUCCUAUCUGAACCAAUUCUUUUUUUUUUUCUUUUUCUUUUAAAUGUACUUAAGCCCAGAAGGAAACCAUUAACUGUAAUCUACAUAUAUAAAUACAGUAUGUGUGUAUUUUAUUUGAUAAUUUCUUUUUUUUUUUUGAUUGAUUGACACAAACCUUUAUAGACCUCAAACCUCUUGAAAACAGAAAAGGUUUACUUAAAUCUGUGUAUGCAGCUUACUUCCCCGCCCCCCCUCCUCCUCCUGCUCCUCCCCUCCCCGUUCAUGUCUAGUACAUUUGGCUGACCUGACAGAAUCAGUCUUUCCUGUUCCUGUACAUGCAUACCUGUCAGACGUGAUUGCUGUGGGUGUGGACCUCGGAGACUUUGGCUGCUGGCAGCGAGUAAAUGAGAUGUUUUAUUGUUCUGUAUUGUUCCAAGACCAACGUGAUGAUGAUUACUCAGUAAAUGUAGCAAGUGCAUCAAGGUAACCCUGAAAAUAAUGAUCAUAAAAAAAGCAAACAAACAGCCCACGAAAAAAAAAAAAAAAAAAAAAAACGUGCUGAGCUCGGAGGUCAAAACGUCAUUAUUCCAGCUUCACAUUCAGGAAGGGACACAAGCGUAACUGAUGCAACUUUUUUAUUUUUUAUUAUUUUUUAUUUUUUAAACUAUUUGUAUUUUUUUGUUGUUUUAUCUUUUACAGAUUCAUUUAUCGAAAGAACGAAAGAAAACACAUGUUUACAUUGUACCUUGUAUUAUUUAAUCAUGUGACCUGUUUCCUGUGUCUUAUCUGAAAAUGAAAUGAAGGCAAUGAAGUUCAAGAAUAACAAAGAAUAGACAUUAUUCUCUGCUGUGGUAUAUAGACAAAAGAAGCAAAAUGCACUGAGAAAGAGAGAGAGAAAGAGAGAGAGAGAGAAAGAGAGAGCAGUAUAUUGUGAUGUGUAAAAGUAUUUAACAUAGUCCUCCUGAGUAGCGCUAUGUGUAGUGUGUGUGUAUAUAUAGACUCGAAAUGAAAAAAGUGAAAAAUGAAAAAACAAAACCCGAAAUAAACAGAUUUAUUUAUGAA